Messenger RNA from Paramecium tetraurelia, 822 nucleotides. RefSeq lists its product as uncharacterized. The transcript has 4 exons. The record is from RefSeq and is a predicted model, not a curated record. Lineage: Eukaryota; Ciliophora; Oligohymenophorea; Peniculida; Parameciidae.
AUGAGAAAUAACAGCUAGUAAAAGGAGAGUAUUUCAUAAUUAAAAGAAACAAUUCAUAAAUUGCAAUAGAGGGAUGCUUCAUAAAGAUUGGAAAUAGCGAAAUUAAAAAGAUUAUUAUUAGAAAGAAAUCAAGAGUAUAAGUUAGUAUCUGAAUAAUUGUAAGAUUUAUAAAGAGUAUAACAAAGAAAUAAUCAAUACAUAUUGAAAAUCGACAAUUAUGUCGUCAAAUUGAAAUAGAAAUUGUAAAAAGCAAGCAUCAAGAUUGAAUCACUAGAAUCAAAGUUCUCCUCCUCGAGAGUCAAAUAAAAUAAUAUUAUUAUUGACGAAUCUUUUAAUGUGAAUGACUCCUUUCAAACUGAGCAUUCCCCAAUUUCUACUAAGUAUCCAAUCCUUAAAUAAACAUCUAAUCGUUCUAAUUAAGCACAUUCUGUUAAUAAACCUAAAUUAAUUUGUAAACCCAUAAAAGUCCAAAUGCCUUAUCCUAAUAAAAGUUAUACCGAAAAUUAAGAAAUUUUAGAAAAUAAUUCUCUUAUUAAACCAUGUCCAUUACAGGAAUAAAUUCUUAACAGAAUACUCGAUGAUGAAGAAUUCAUGAAUAACUUCAGUAAUCAGUUUGAUUAGAUGCAAACAGAUUUAUUCUCUUAUUAGAAAAGCCAGACUCAACCUCUCAGUUUCUCAUGCAACUCAAGAUAAAGUAAUUUCAGUUUUGUGAAUAGCGAAAAAAAGUAAAAUUGGAAUGAUAAACAAUACAAAUAACCUAAUCGACAAUACCAUUCAAUAUCAAUUGAGGAGAAGGAAAAUAAUAGCAAAUAUUUUAAUUGA